UACAGACAGAGACUGCCUGAGCUACAGCCAGCGACUGCCUGAACUACAUUUAGCAACUGCCUGAGCAACAGUCAAAUACUGCCUGAUCUACAGACAGUGACUGCCUGAGCUCCAUCAAGCGCCCGUCUCUGGGUGAAGCCACGGGGCCAUGGCGAGUGCAGCUCCCAGUGAUAGCGAGGCUCCAGGGGAGUUGACCUGCCCCAUCUGCCUGGACGCCUUCCGCUGCCCCUGCACGCUCAGCUGCGGCCACUCGUUCUGCCUCGAGUGCGUGGAGGGCGCCUGGGAUGUGGCCAAGUCCUUCUCCUGCCCACAGUGCCGAGUGACCUUCCCUCGGAGGCCCAAGUUGAACAAAAGCGUGACGCUCACCAACCUCAUCGAGCAGCUGCUAGUGGCUGAGCCCAUGGCUGCCGAUGCUGCUGCUUCUGCUGUUUGCUGCGAUCAUUGCAGGAAGCCCGCAGUGAAGACUUGCCUCAAGUGUGAUACGUCGUUCUGUAUGACCCACGUCGCGCCGCACCAGAAGUUGGCAAAGUUUAGUGACCACGUCCUCGUGUCGCCCGGUGUGAACCUGGAGAAUCAACGGUGCGUGGAGCACGGAGACAAGUACCGCUUCUACUGCGUUAACGACGGACGCCUCGUCUGCAGGGACUGCACCGUCACUGUGAAUCAUCGAGGCCACGAGCUGGUCACUCUGAAGGUGGAGCACGACAAACGAAAGAAACAAGUGGGAGAGGAGACACGGGCGGUGGAGGAGAAGAGGAGGGAGGCGGAGGAGUCCGUUAGGCAGAUGGAGGCAGCUCUCAGGGACGUGCAGGGAUCCAUGACAGAUGAAAAGGCCUCAAUCUCGGUCAGAUUCACCCACGCGAGAGCAGCGUUGGAUGUGGAGGAGAAGGCGGCUUUAGAGCAAGCGGAGCAGAAAGGGCGUGAGCUGCUGUCCCAGAUCGAGAAGAAGAUCGCUCGCUACCAGCGCAACAUCAGCGAGCUCCAGGCAGCAGCCACUCGCCUGCAGGUCCUAGCGCAGGAGAGGGACUCGCUCGCGUUCCUGCAGGGGCACCUGGAGGAGAUGCGCAGGUAAAAGACGACUAUCACUCACGACUCGACACACGACAACAUGGGAGUGUAGGGCGCAGACCGUGAGACACUGGCUGUGUGUGGGGAUGCUGUUUGUUGUCAUGGUUUGUGUGGUUAUGGUGUGUGUAGUGAUGCUGUGUGUGAUGAUGGUGUCUAUGAUGAUGUUGUGUGAUAAUGCUGCGUGUAAUGAUGGUGUCUGGUGAUGCUGUGUGUAAUGAUGCUGUCUGAUGGUGCUCUGAUGUUGCUGUAUGUGAUGAUGCUGUGUGUGGUGAUGAUGUGCAUGAAGCUGUGUGGUUAUAGUAAUUCUGUGUGGUGAUGCUGUAAUUGUGAGAUGAGUGAUGAUGCUGUGUUAGAUGAGUGCAUGUCUGAUGGAGCGGUGAUGAUCCCACGCGUGAUAAUGAUGUGAUAAGUGU
Lethenteron reissneri (Far Eastern brook lamprey) is the source of this 1481-nucleotide messenger RNA. RefSeq names its product E3 ubiquitin/ISG15 ligase TRIM25-like. The record is from RefSeq and is a predicted model, not a curated record. NCBI's taxonomy places the organism in Eukaryota, Metazoa, Chordata, Hyperoartia, Petromyzontiformes, Petromyzontidae. Gene Ontology annotation, molecular function: zinc ion binding.